Bombus pyrosoma is the source of this 2292-nucleotide messenger RNA. RefSeq names its product cysteine-rich protein 2-binding protein (gene Atac2). Gene Ontology annotation, molecular function: acyltransferase activity, transferring groups other than amino-acyl groups. The transcript is spliced from 6 exons. NCBI's taxonomy places the organism in Eukaryota, Metazoa, Arthropoda, Insecta, Hymenoptera, Apidae. The record is from RefSeq and is a predicted model, not a curated record. Bases 101 to 2092 code for a protein of 663 amino acids.
UCUAUGGACAAAUGUAUUUAAAUAAAUGGGUGCAUAAAAUAGACUGUUUUGUUUUAAAUAUCUAACUUAGAUCCAGAAAUUAUAUUUUAAUAAAUAAGCAAUGGCAGAUAUAAAUAAUGAGAAAGACAGCAAAUUUAAAACAGAAUCUGUUGGUCCCUCUGCAACAGAAUGUUGCAAGAAUUGUGGACAUUUAUGUGAUCCAUACAGUAAACCAGCAUUAUGUUGCAAUGAAUGUUUAGGAAAGAUUCAUGUAGAAUGUUUAAAACGUGAAAGCAUUCCAGUAUCGUUUGUAGGGGAUGUAUUUUUUGACUUGACUUGUUUCCAUUGUAGUCCUUUUGGUGAAGAAAUAGUAGCACGUAAUAGGAUGCCUUGGCUGAAUGUAAUCAUAUUAACAUUAUAUAAUUUACGUGAAAAGUCAAGUGGUAUUAGUAAAAGAGGAUACUUUCAUUGGAAAUCUGACAUUAGCACAUUUGUUGAUCGUAACUGGGAUUGUUUGUUCAAGAAAACAGUUAAAAGAAAGAAGAAUUGGAUUGGUACAAUAUCUGGAACUCUUUCUCAUUAUAGCGGAAUUUUUUUUAAAUCAGGAACUACAGAAUUAGGAGAAUCUGGAUGGUGGAGAUUGAUGGACAAUGAUCCUCCUGAAGUACUUAUUGCUAAAAAUGAAAAAAUGAUAUUGGAUCGUAAAAAACAAGUUGGCAAUCAAGUAAAAACGGCAAGUAAAUUACACGUUAGUCCAACUCCAUCAGAAUCAAGUAUUUCAGUUGGGGAGGAUAACAGUUGUGGAAAUGGAUCAACAAAGAAUCAAGAUUGUUCUGCAUAUUCACAAGCAUAUGUUCAACCUGAUAAAACAUUAUUUGAUCUUUUACUUGAAGAAGAUGAGCUAAAUAAUAUGGAGAUUGAAGAUGAUAUAAUGUCUACUGAACAAAGCGAUACACCAUCAUUGUCCGAUUUAAUAAGAGACUGUCAGUAUCAAACCAAUAAUUUCCACUUUUCACAAUUAUUGGAUGACUUUACAUCAGAAUGGACAUCCACUACAGAUGCUGUAUCAGAAAAUCUUAAUAUUAAAACAGAUCAGAUAAAGGAAGAUGAAGAAGAUGAACAAUACGAAGAAGAUAGUAAUGAUAGUCUAAGUUCUACUCAAGAACAGCCACCUGUUUCUCUAUUUAAGAUUACGCAACGACGCCCAUGGCCCUGGCAGAAAAAUCAUGCUAAUAAAGAAAAGAUUCCACGUAUGACACAUCAGGAAGAAGCAUAUUUAUUACAACAAGUUAAUAAAUCGACUCUUAAUUCUGCACCCUCAGAGAUCAGACGAUUUUACCGAAAACUAGCUGUACGAAAAUUAAAACGAGAAUAUGGUUUACCGAUACUGGAUAUUGAUAAUUUUGGUUUUAAGACAGAAAUACUUGAGAAACCUUUAAAAGAUUCUGGCAGAGUUUUGGAUCGAUUUUUUGGCGAUGAUCUAAGUUUGUUUGAACAAAGACUACAAGGAUACAAUGAACCCACAUCUGUGCAUAGUCCAUACACAAAUAGACUUUUAAAACCAUUUAUAAGAAGAGAUACUUCAUGCCGUCCUUUAUGGGUGAAAGUGAUGGAAGAGCUUCGUGUUAAAGUCAAUAAAUCUAAUCCUAAAUGGAAAGCACCGCCGACCGCGCCGAUUGAUUACUCGUAUGUGAGGCCGCAGCACAUUCCCGCGAUUAAUAGUCUGUGUAGCCAAUUCUUUUGGCCGGGCAUUGAUUUGACAGAGUGCUUGCAGUACCCUGACUUCAGCUGUGUGGUUUUGUACAAGAAGUUAAUUAUAGGAUUUGCAAUUUUAGUUCCCGAUGUUGGUUACAAUGAAGCUUACAUAUCAUUUUUUCUAACUCGUCCUGAGUGGCGUAGAUCUGGCAUAGGAACAUUUAUGCUGUAUCAUUUAAUCCAAACGUGUAUGGGCAAAGAUGUUACGUUGCACGUUUCAGCUACUAACCCAGCGUUAAUUUUAUAUCAGAAAUUCGGUUUUAAAGUGGAAGAAUUUGUUCAAGAUUUUUAUGACAAAUACAUGCCACCGAAUUCACGAGAAUGUAGACACGCGUUGUUCUUACGAUUGAGCAGAUAAAUACAUGCAUUGAAUAAUGUAUUUGUUGUGCAUAUAUGAAAUACACGUGAUGCUAAUUAAAUCAAUUUGACUUUCGUGUAAUGAUGUAUGUAAUGUAUAUAUGAACGAUAAUACGUUUAUUUGUUGUUGAAGGAAUAUUUUCGAUUUUUAAAUAAAAAUAAAUGGAUGUACGGAUGUAAAUAUCCGUACAAUAAAUGCAA